Coprinopsis cinerea okayama7#130 is the source of this 978-nucleotide messenger RNA. RefSeq lists its product as hypothetical. Lineage: Eukaryota; Fungi; Basidiomycota; Agaricomycetes; Agaricales; Psathyrellaceae. The transcript has 4 exons. The coding region runs from base 1 to 978 and encodes 325 amino acids. The record is from RefSeq and is a predicted model, not a curated record. Gene Ontology annotation, molecular function: DNA binding.
AUGGAGUCCGGAGUCAAAUUCGUCAAUUCCGAGGGAACUCGAAUCAUGUCAAGGUGGAUGGAUGAACAUGGUAUGAACCCUUCCGUAGCAGAACGUAAAGAAAUCUGCAAGCUUCUUCAGGCAGCCGGGAAUGACCAUUACACACCCAAGAAUGUUUUGCAUUGGUUCAAGAAUCAACGGGCAAGAGGACCAAGGAAGGCGAGCGCUCCUGCAUCGAGUGCAAAUCAUACCACAAACCGCGAAACCACGGGUAGUCCCACAAUCUCGAGCACGGGGCUUUCCCAACCUGUUGACAAUGGCGGGGAUGGCCCAGAACUUGCUGAAAAGCUCAGCGAUUUUCAAAUCAGUGAGCUCCGGCUGCUGCUCGAGGCCACGCCCAACCCCACUGACGAGAUAAUUGCAAUAUGGGCUCGACUGUCCGGCGUUGAAAAAGGCGCAAUUGAGGCUCAUAUGCAAUCAAACAGAAUGGAUGUCGACGUGGAUUCAGAUGGGCUGGCAGAAAUUGAGCCUGUCGGUGGUCUUCCGACUCCUGCUGCGUCACCGACGGCGGAGCCUUUAGCCCCUUUGUCACCCUGCACUUUACUGGCUGCUUCAGAAGAGUAUCUGCCGCCAACGUCAAUAUCGCCACUGCCAGGCGCUUCAAUUCCUCCAAAGGCUUUAUCCAAUGAAAGCGACUUCAACGACCCACCGCCGCCACCCAUUCCGCCAGCCAUUUCUGCCGAAUCAGUUUUGAAGGUGGAAACAGGUUUGGUAUUGCAGGCUCUCGUUGAUGGUGUGCGGGAGGCGGCGGCUUCUAGUGCCGUGCAUGCACCUGCUCCGCGUUCUUUGGAAGAUUUUGACCAGCUUUGGAACACCUUCUGUUACGGUCAAGGGACGCGAACUCAAGUGAGCAUGCACGUCGACUGUAGAGUCGUGGUUCCGAGGCGAGUUCGAGGGUAUAGGCGUCUAAGAGUGCCUCACAAGAGGUAUUGUCUUUAA